AUGGCAGAAGAGGCAGCGCAAGCAGCGCCAGCAGUGCCCAAGGUGACUGCACCAGCACUGGCUUCCAGGUUGGCGAGUUCCGGCUUGAGCUUGCCCAAGGUCCCAGCAAGCUGCAGCUCCCUGGCUCCAGUCCCGGUGCCUCGCCUUCGCCAUCCCGUGUGUCCACGAGCUCCUGGAAAGGCGGAGAACGCAGGGGUGGAGCAUGGGAGGGGCGUGGCAGGUAGCUGGGGAGGUGGUGUGGCAGGCAGCCAGGACAACGAGCGGCCCGGCCCAGAGGAAAACCGAAACGCCUUCAACAUCGCCGAGAUCGAACGCAAGCACUGGUGCUGUGUUUCGGAGAAGCCUGGACCAAGGAGAGCCGCCCCCCGUGCCAUUUUCCGCAGCACGGAGCUCCAGAGGAAGCAGAGGCUAGGACCCGACGUGGACGCCACGCUGUCGCUGGAGGAGUGGGUCAAAGCGCCUCGGUAUGCCUUGGCAUGGGGCGCUUUCGGUGGUAUGAUCUUCUUUCAGCACCUUCACCUCAGCCCCAAAGACCGACGCAUCGUGGUCUGCGACGCGGUCUUUUCUUCCCGGCCCUUUAGGUCUGCUUUGGCGACAGUCCUCUUCAAGGUCUUCUCGGUGCACUCGCUGUGCUUCGUGUUGGAGAACGUGCUACCUCUGUACUUGACGGGCUUGCAUACGGGCCUGGUGAUCGACCUGGGCUACAGCUCCUCUCGCGUGUUGCCCACCUUCGCUGGGGUCCCCGUGCUCUCCGCCUUCAGCGACGCCUCCUGUGGCGCCAAGCACCUUCUUCAGGCUCCCACUUCCUUAGUUCCCACUCUCAUCGAGGCACUGAAGGUCUCCUUGUCCACGAGCGAAGAGGCCGCCAAGGCCCUGGAGGACGAAACGCUCCUGGCUCCUCGGCUGAGCCACGCGGCGGAUCGCAUGGGGGCGGAUCGCUGGGAAGAUUGCUUAGUUUGUGCCUGCUACGUGGCGUGUGACUUUCCAGAGGACCGGACACCUUCGCCGUGGGACGCAAACGUGCGGAUCGCGGGCUCCGAGAAAGGCUUGCGGGUCCCGGCCGCCUGCCGGUGCGCUGCCACGGACACUGGGCGUGGUUUCGGUUUGGACCGGACGGGUUGCGGACGGUCCGAGUAG
Molecule: messenger RNA, 1137 nt
Organism: Durusdinium trenchii
Lineage: Eukaryota; Dinophyceae; Suessiales; Symbiodiniaceae
Source: the annotation of a GenBank genome assembly